AUGGCGACGCUACUCGAUCCCCUUUUCUUCCGCCCUGGUCGUGCCCGCACAUUCACCUGUGACGAGAGGACUUUCAAUCCUGGUGACGGGCUGUGGAUUGAGACCGAGGAACCUCCCGAGCUUGAUCUGAUGGAUCCUGCGGAUGAUAACGACGAUGAAAACUCGGAUGUCGACAAUGACGACCUUCCGGUGUGGGAGGAACCGUCGUUCUCCCCAACCCAUGACCCAUCCGAGCUCCAUGAGAACGCUGUCCCUGCGGCGUCGUAUAAUUCGGUCCAUGGUCCCGCUUAUCAGAAAGGUGACCUGGAUAUGUAUGGGGAAGAUGAAGUGCCGGAUGUCCCCGGGGUGGCGGUCAAGCGUGUCCUGCUCGUUCCGUCGGAUGUAAAUCAUCCCCGUGCAGAGACGAUUGUCCGCUUUCCCGAAGGUCUCUUAGAGGACAAGAUCACCCUUAUAUCGGAGCGCUCGACCUUCGGUACGAUGCCUCGGAUCGUGAUUCCAGCUGUGACCUCCAUGGCCGUCAUCGAUAGGGUCACAGGCCGUGCUGUAAUGCCGCCGUGCGAUCCUAACGACAUCUGGUGUCGAUUCAGGGUUGCGAACGAGGAAGAAGACAUCAUGCAGUUCGACGAGAAAAUCUGCAAGGAGGAUUGCAAAGCUGAUGGCCUAUGGAAUGCCGCCCAGGCAGGCCAGUCACGCUUCUGCCAGACAUGCGUCACGUUUUUCCAUGUGGGCUGUAUGCUCGGAAGGCUUGUGAAGCCUGAACAGCUCAAGGAUCACAAGGAUCGCCUCUCCGAGUAUGGGCAGGAGUACCUGAAGCCGCUGUGCAGGGCCACUUCGCCACCAAGUUCUGUCAAGGUUCCCAAUGUGAUCAUCAACGCGCGUAGUGCCGAAAUCGAUGCGGACGUCCACGACAAGCUGAACCUUAUCAAAAUGCCAAAGACGACGUAUGCGGAGGUGGCGUGUCUGCCCAUUCGGCGGCGCACGUAUCCGGGCAGAACUCCUCUCACCAACGAGGUCUUAAUCCAGCAUGCCAUCCGGGAGGUACAGGAUGGUCGCGGGGCGAAGAGGGUUUCGAACCUGUUUGACGUCUUGGUUGCCUCGGGGCUGUGUCCACAGGCCAGUGCACGCGGUGCGAAGACCAUUCUCCUAAAGGACUUGCGCAAGCAUCGCGGUCGCGUCAUGUGGUGGUUCUUGUGCCCAGGCUGUUCGAAGCGGUUGAUUUAA
This is a messenger RNA of Schizophyllum commune H4-8, 1221 nucleotides long. RefSeq lists its product as uncharacterized. The transcript is spliced from 6 exons. Lineage: Eukaryota; Fungi; Basidiomycota; Agaricomycetes; Agaricales; Schizophyllaceae. The coding region runs from base 1 to 1221 and encodes 406 amino acids. The record is from RefSeq and is a predicted model, not a curated record.